AUGGGGAGCCCACCAGCCAAGAUGAAGUUUUGCCCCAUCCACAUGCUUUCUGUAAGAAUCAUACAAGCUAAGAACAUCAAGUCAAGAGACCUGUGGACAGUUCCACUUUCCUGCCAAAACCUUGCGGGGCAAUGUUAUUCACUGCUUGAUACCAGUCUGAAGUAUUUAGGCGUCUUGGGCUGCAGUAGACAUCUUCAGUCAAGUCCAGACUCCAGCUCUGAAAGACAUCACCUUGGAGAUUUCCUUUCACACCGUUGUCAAGCUUCACAAAUGUCUGCAUCAGACUGUUAUGUGCGCUUGUGGCUGCCAUCUGCUUCAAAUGGAAAGCUUCGGACCAAAACCAUUAAGAAUUCUGACAACCCUAUCUGGAAUGAGACUUUCUACUUUAGGAUCCAGAGAGACGUUGAGAACGUUUUAGAAUUGGCAGUGUGUGAUGAAGAUCCACUCACCAAAGAUGACAUGCAGUUCACAGUUCUUUUUAAUGUUGCUAGAAUCAGACCCGGGGAGACACUCCGUGAGAUGUUUGCUCUGAAAUCGGAGAGAGAGAGGUGCACUAAGAAAUGGGAAAGUCUGGAAGUGGAAUUCUGGAUGGAAAGAAUUCCUGGCCCUCCAGAGCACCUCAUUACCAAUGAUGUCCUAGUGUCCCGUGAAGUUUGCUGCUUGAAAGUGCAAGUGGACAUUAAUGAAAGCAGAAAAUAUUUGAGAGAGGGUGUAAAUCUUGUGCUUACGGUGCCUGCAUCUCAUGAGGGAACACAGAAAACGACAGAGGACAGAGAUACUUUCUACUUCCAUUGCGUGAAGGCUUGGGAGCCAGUUCUAAAAGUCAGGCUGCAGAAAGUUUCUGAUAAGGAAGAUGUCAACAGCAAUUUAAGUGACACCUUAACAGUACCAAUGAAAUUUCUCCCUGUUGGACAUACAGUGAAAGUAACCCUCCCUGUAAGACAUAAUGUGCCACUGCAGUUGUACCUCCAGCUAGAUGAUUGCACAGAAAAACUAGAUGUGCGCUUAGGGUAUGAUCUGUGCCGAGAAGAGCAAGAAUUCUUGCACAAAAGGAGGAGAGUGGUUGCCAGUGCCCUGAAAAGGGUUCUUCAUCUGGAAAGAGAUCUACAUGGACACGAGGUCCCAGUAAUAGCUGUUAUGGCAACAGGUGGAGGCCUCAGAGCAAUGUCAGCUAUGUAUGGCCACCUCUUAGCUCUUCAGAAGCUAAAUCUGUUGGACUGUGUUACAUAUCUCACUGGGGCUUCUGGCUCGACAUGGACCCUAGCAGACCUGUAUGAGCAUGCCGACUGGUCACAGAAGACUCUGGAGGGGCCGCUUAAGGCAGUAAAAGAACAAGUGACAAAAUGCAAGCUCAACCUUAUGUCUAUAGACCAUCUGAAGUAUUAUCACAAGGAACUAGCUGAAAGGGCAAAAGCAGGACAUGUGUCAUCUUUUACAACUCUGUGGUCACUUGUUCAGGAAAUGUUCUUACAUGAACGGCCAAGAAAGUACAAACUCACAGACCAGCGCAAGGCAUUGGAGUAUGGACAAAACCCCUUGCCCUUCUAUGCAGUCCUCAAUGUGAAAGAGGAAAAGUUCGGUACUUUCAAAUUUAGAGAGUGGACGAACUUCUCUCCUUACGAGGUGGCCAUACCAAAAUAUGGAGCCUCCAUUCCUUCAGAAUAUUUUGACAGUGAGUUCUUCAUGGGAAGGCGAGUGAAGAAGCUGCCAGAAUCUCGGAUCUGCUAUCUGGAAGGUCUUUGGACAAACAUCUUUACUAGGAAUUUGCUGGAUGGCUUGUACUGGUCCUCAAAUUCAAAUGAAUUCUGGGAACGAUGGGCAAAAGAUAUGGUAGAUAUAGAAAAACAUUCCCCUGAGGAUGAUGUCACUGUCAUCGAGCCUCCAUCUUGUUUGUCAGGGAAGUUGUAUGAAAUGUUUCAGGACAUUAUGACCAAGCGUCCACUACUGGGAAAGUCUCAUAACUUCCUGAGAGGCUUAGAAUUUCAUAAGGACUAUAGCCAUCAGAAAAAAUUUAUUGAAUGGAAAGACAGAAUUACUGAAUUCUUUCCUACCAAUGCUCCACUAACUAUAUGCACACCGCUGCAGAAGUAUCUUUGCCUGAUAGAUGUUGGCUAUUUCAUCAACACCAGUGGUGCAGCACUUUUCAAGCCAGAGAGGAAUGUAGAUGUCAUUAUCUCCCUUGACUAUGGUUUGGGAAAUGUGUUCAAGCAAUUAGAGAUGACAUACAAAUAUUGCAAGAUACAAAAAAUCCCAUUCCCCAAAGUGGAGCUAAGUAAAGAAGAAGAGAAGAACCCGAAGGAAUGUUACGUGUUUUUGGAUGCAGAGGACCCCAGAGCACCCAUAGUAAUCCAUUUCCCCCUGGUGAAUGACACCUUUAAGGAAUUCAAGGAGCCUGGGGUAAAGCGCUGUGUCUCAGAGAUGGAAGAAGGCAAAGUGAAUCUGGAGAACAACUGCUCACCCUAUUACCUCAUUAGGCUAAUCUACUCCUCUGAAAAUUUUGACAAGCUCGUGAACCUGAGCCAAUACAACAUCCUCAAUAACAAAGACCUGCUCCUCCAGGCAAUCCGGAGUGCAGUAGAACGGAGGAGAAGCAGCAGGACUGGGAAUCUUCCCAGCCACUCUGGAGCUGGAUACCACUAG
Messenger RNA from Opisthocomus hoazin, 2640 nucleotides. NCBI's taxonomy places the organism in Eukaryota, Metazoa, Chordata, Aves, Opisthocomiformes, Opisthocomidae. The record is from RefSeq and is a predicted model, not a curated record.